Phalacrocorax carbo (great cormorant) is the source of this 1494-nucleotide messenger RNA. NCBI's taxonomy places the organism in Eukaryota, Metazoa, Chordata, Aves, Suliformes, Phalacrocoracidae. The record is from RefSeq and is a predicted model, not a curated record.
GGCAGCCUUCCCAGCUCAGGGCAGAGCAGGUAGAGGGACGGAGGGGACGCAGCCUCUCGCCCGGCCGGGGAGAUGGAGUGGCUGAGCCAGCGAUGCCCGCUGCUGCCCGCUGCCCAGGGCUGCCCCCGGCCGGGCCGUGGCACCCUGCUGCUGGUGGUGACUCUGUCUUUGCUGAUGUACCCGGUGCUGAGGAGUCUCGCUCUUCAGCUGCACUCUGCCGUCACCGGCAGCUACGUCUCUGGGACCCACUCCAUUGCCUUCAUCAACUGUCUCAACGAGCAGAUUGCCAAGGACAUUGCAAGGGCCAUCAUGGAUAAGAAGCUGGCUGCCUACGUGAACAUCCUGCCGAAGAGCUCGGCCUUGUACUUCUGGAAAGGGGAACUGGAAGAAUCCACUGAAAUACUGCUGUUAGUGAAAACGAGGACAUCCAAAAUAGCCGAAUUGUCCAACUACGUCAGAUCCAUCCAUCCCUUUGAAAUUCCUGAAAUCAUCAGCCUGCCUAUUGACCAAGGAAACCCUCUCUAUCUCAAAUGGAUAGAGGAAAGCGUCCCACAGGACUAACUGAAAAGCACAAAAAGCACCUCACUUUUAGGGAGACCAGGUGAAACGUGCUGAGCCGUGCCGGUCUCCCUGUGCGGGCAGGAGUUUUGCACACGGGGGGAAGCAGCUUAGGUCUUCACGGGUUUGCUAUAACACAGAAGCUUGGGACUGGGAACUGUGUGUGCACUCCAGACGUCCCCUUCUCGGCCUGACCCUGUGCUCAGGGAGAUGCAGCCUGGAGAUGGCAGAGGCCAAAGUGGGGAAGGGCUACGUGCACCAAGGGCUGCUGCAGCAUUGCAGAUGAGGGUACACAGAGAUGCUCAUGGUCAGGACACUGCAGCAUCUGGGGGCUGUCUCAGGCCUCCAGCAGCCAGUGCAAGGUGGUAGCCAUGGCCUGGCAGCCCCUCCAGUGCCGUGCAUCCCUGCAGCCAGUGCCUGAAACCCCGCCUGGCCCCCCUGCUCCCCCGCAGCAGCUGUCGCAGCAUCCUGCCCCGCUCUGCCUCCUGCUUCCCCAGCGCGGAGGCAGCAGGAUGUGGCCGGGCACCCGGCGAUGCGCCAGCUCACACCCUCUCCUGCUGUCAUGCGACAUAUGUUGGUUUGAGUGGUACAAAAUCCAAGGAAACAGCAAACUUGAGCAGACACCGCAAGCAUUUACCAGGAGCCGCAAGCAGCGCACACACUGACCCUGCCAAGCCGCAGAGAGCCGGGCAAUAUCCACUGCCAGUUCAGGAAAACCGUGUGCCAUCAGGAGCAGGGCAUCGCCCGGCUGCGGGGCAGCACAGUCCCAGCCCUGCAUCCCCUACCCACGCCUGAAUGGUGGCUUUCUACCUGAGACAAGUUUAACCUUGUAAAAAGAUGCUCGUGUUAAUAGUUUAAUGGGGUGUUACCUAUGGAACAAUACCGAGUUAUUUAUGUGACUGGGAAGGGAAUAAACAGGAGCGUUUCUUACCUGGG